AACUAAAUUUUUCCAAAAUAAAACCAAGUAGUCGUGCACUGACGCAGUUGCUGCCAAGGACGUGCGCGUGCACGCGUAAACGUUACUAACCAAUGAAGUCACCGUCAGCAUUUGCGUGAGGGGAUUGUCCGCUACAGUGAGACACCUCUCUGUGUCUGGAAAAAUCCUGUCCAUGAGACGGAGAGAGACUGCAGCAGACGAUGUCGGCACAGCAUUCAUAAAAUUACAGGACACUAUGCCAUUUCAGUAAUUCAGACUACUCGCUAAACACAUCUGCUAAAAGUUGAGAUCAUUCACCACCUGAAAGCCAACUGUCUUCAUACAUCAUCUAAACCAUGGUGGACAACCGUUACGCCACAGCGCUGGUCAUCGGCUCCGUGCUGAGCCUGCUCGCUUGUGUUUAUCUCUCUGUCGCCAUGGGAACACCGUACUGGUACCAGUACCACAGCCAGCCGGCCAGCAAUGAUUUCAACAACGGUUCAGACCUGCAAAGGGCAGUGCAAGACUUUGAUGCAGAGGAUGUGGAUGAGCUGAACUACAGUGUCGCUCUCUUCAAGCUUAACGGCACGUUGGGGCUCUGGUGGCGUUGUAUUGUGGUGCCUGAUUCAACAAUGGUGACUAAAUGUCAGGCCUUUACUUUGGCCCAGCAGUGGGAAACCAGGUUCAAUUCACCUGGAAAUGUUAACAGCGAAGAAGAUUUACUCCGCACCUACCUGUGGAAGUGUCAGUUCCUGUUGCCGCUGAUUUCUGUGGGAUUAGUGUUUCUAGCGGCAUUGAUCGGAGUGUUCGCUUGCCUUUGCCGCAGUAUCACACCCACCCUGUUUGUAGGACUUCUUCAUCUACUGGCUGGCUUGUGUUCCUUUGGCACAGUUUGCUGUUUUCUUGCUGGGGUGCACCUGCUACACAAAGAAUCAGAUCUGCCCGAGGGAAUGGUCAGCUCUCCAGGAUGGUCUUUGUUUUUGGCCCUGGUCUCUUCCCCACUGCAGAUAAUGGCCGCCGCGCUCUUCAUAUGGGCCGCCAGGAGUCACCGUAAAAACUACACCCGAAUGAUAGCCUACAGAGUUGCCUAGGCAACAGAAGACCGGCUGUAGCUUUGUCGAAGUGGAGGUACAGUACGCUCCUGCGAGGACACGCCCAUGUUUGCUUUAGCAGCUGCUUAACCACUAAACCAGCUGAUCUUUUUAGAAGGAAACCAUAAGGAUGCACUCCUCACUAAUGCACUGUGUCCACCCAAAGGUAUACUCGCAUAACAUGAAGGAUUUUCUUAUUAUACAACUGACUUUUAAACCACUCUGAUAGACUUUGCUGUACCGGAUGAGAAACUGAAUCAAACACACGCCUUAUGCUCGCAAAGAGAAUAAACACGCAACAUUAGUUUUUCAGA
This is a messenger RNA of Misgurnus anguillicaudatus (oriental weatherfish), 1384 nucleotides long. It is a transcript of the gene cldnd1b, whose product is annotated as claudin domain containing 1b. The record is from RefSeq and is a predicted model, not a curated record. NCBI's taxonomy places the organism in Eukaryota, Metazoa, Chordata, Actinopteri, Cypriniformes, Cobitidae. Gene Ontology annotation, cellular component: membrane.